Drosophila bipectinata is the source of this 922-nucleotide messenger RNA. RefSeq names its product BOS complex subunit TMEM147. The record is from RefSeq and is a predicted model, not a curated record. NCBI's taxonomy places the organism in Eukaryota, Metazoa, Arthropoda, Insecta, Diptera, Drosophilidae.
GAUUACCGGCGAGUUCAUCGCUAAUUUUUUCCUGAACAUUUAAUUUUUCACUUAAUUAAUCCAAAUACCUUUAGUUUAUCAAAUAAAAUGACGCUCUAUCACUUUGGAAACUGUGUGGCUCUGCUGACACCGUAUUACUUUACCUACAAAUACUCCGGCCUGUCCGAAUAUGGGGCAUUCUGGAAGUGUGUACAAGCAGGAGGAAUUUACAUAUUUACGCAACUGUGCAAGAUGCUUGUCCUAGCCACGUUUUUCUACUCAGAUACCUCCUCCUCCUCCAGCGGCGAGUUCAACUUCUUUGCGGAGAUCUUCCGUUGCAGUGUGGACAUUGCUGAUCUGCUGGGAUUCGCCCUGAUCCUUAGUCGCAUUCCAGGAAAAGGACACUCCAAACUUAUCACUGCUGGACUUGGAUGGGCAACCGCUGAAGUAGUUCUCUCCCGGGGCAUAAUGCUAUGGGUUGGAGCACGUGGAACCGAAUUCAGUUGGGUCUACAUUCUGAAAUGUUUGGAGUCGAAUGUGCUUCUGGUGCAGCACAUUACCACGGCCACGUUGAUCUGGCUGUUCACUCGUCAUGAUCUGAACAAGGCGCUGAAGCCGCUAGUCAGCCUGCUCCUGGCAGUGACCGUUUUUAAGGGUGUUUGGCUGGAGGGCAUGAUCCACAUCCUGGCCAUCGGUCCAUGGUUGACGGUGGCGGUUAAAGCCCUCGUGGCUGCCAUUAUUGGAUUCUGCACACUGCACAUUUACUCGGGCCUGGCCCAGCAGAUCGGAAUUUAAGCAAAAGUGUGCCAAUAAUUCGUAUUCCUCUUGUUUUGUAAUUUGUUUAUUUUUUUCAUGUUGUCACAGAGAGAAUGAGAUUGUGUAACAAAGACAACAAUAACGGUUUAGAGAAUUAUAGAUACGAUAACGUAAUAGUAACAAAUAA